This is a messenger RNA of Drosophila santomea, 368 nucleotides long. RefSeq lists its product as uncharacterized. NCBI's taxonomy places the organism in Eukaryota, Metazoa, Arthropoda, Insecta, Diptera, Drosophilidae. The record is from RefSeq and is a predicted model, not a curated record. The transcript is spliced from 2 exons. The coding region runs from base 90 to 368 and encodes 92 amino acids.
AAAUAAAUUUGAUUCCUAGCUAUGUAUGUGCAAAUAUUACCAGCAUCUACGGAACUCAGCAGUGCCAAAUAACCCCAACCAAAUUCAAGAUGAAGUUCCUAUUCGUGGUAGCCCUAGUUGUCCUGGCCAUCCAACUGGCUACCUCUGCUAGUACAACUACUACAACCACUACAACAACCACCGAUGCCACCACUACAACAACCACCACCACCGACGCCACCACCACGACGACAACCGCCGCUUCCACCCACAAGAAGCGUUGUUGGAAGGGCAACAACUGGUGCCACACCCGCAUCCCCAAGAGGAAGUGCAAGCACCCAAAGAGGUGCCACAAGACCAUCGUGAUUGUGACCCACAAGAAGAACUAA